AUGAUUGAAAUUCCGUCUUAUCUACUCAAGUUGCGUUACGGGGCCGUUGCACAGCGGACACUUCAACGGAUACGCUCAGCUGAACAACCAAAGUCUAAGGAUGACAUUCGCGAUGCCAUGGUAAGCCAACUUUCCACUAUUGGGAUAAUUGGGUCAAAUCCAGUCAUGUUUAGCAAGAAUGAAGACUAUAUCGAUAAACUGGUGGAAAUCUUCAAAAACAAGGGAUCUGCAAAAGCAAGUGCAAUGGUCACAGAUGAAUUUGUCAACGACGAGACCGAAACAGAUGAGAUCGUGACAGAAUUAGACGAUAGCAGUGCUGGCAAACCUCCUUCUGCUGCGUUAAAAGUUGAACCUCUGGAUAGUUUAGCUCCUUCUACUGACUACCAAUCUCUCCCAUCUCGGUGGAUUACUCCAAAGGAAUGCCAGUUUGAACUUUCGCUAGACGGUUUAGAGAUAUCGACCAAGAACCCCACUAAAUCCAUGUCCUCCACUUCCUCGAUAACAGUCAAUCUUCCUCAUCACGCUCGUUCCAACAUCUACUCGACAAAAGCAGACUCUAGCGUGCACGAAACGAUAGGCAUAUACUAUUAUGAAGUGGAGAUUCUUUUUGGCCUAAACUCGGGGUCGGAGAUAACAAUAGGUUACAUGGACGGAGAUCAACCAGAGGAAAUUAUCAGUUCUUUGAGGGGCCACGACGAGAACGCGUGGGGAUACAAAGGCAAAGACGGGAAGCUGAUAAGCUUUGAGGAGUGCAGAUCCAGCGUUCGGACGUCGUGCAAGUUUGGCAAUAAAGAUGUCGUUGGGUGUGGAGUGAAUUUUGUCAAUCGUUCGAUAUUUAUCACCAAAAAUGGUGUAUUCCUUGGUGAAGCCUUUUCCUUGCCAUCGAACAUCAAACGGGUUGUGCCAGUAGUGAGUCUGGGGUCAUGGAACUCGAUCUCAACCAACUUUGGCCAUACUAAAAGCUUCAGAUUCAGUAUUGACAACUAUGUCGACUCAUUCAAAUUACGGUUUUUAAAGACAAUCAAUAACUUUAAAAUACCCUUGGUGGCACUAGACAAUGGCACAGAAAUUAGGGACUCCAGCGAUCUCAAGACCUCGCUCAACCAGAUGAUCAAAAAAUAUUUCGAUCACAGAGGAUAUGCAAGUGCGCUCAAGUCUUUUGAGAAGGAUCUGAAUCAUGAGGGCAGUACAGAAACUCCAUACAUUCUAAGACGCGAGAGUCACAUCAAGAAACAGCUCAAGGAACUUAUUUCAAGCAAUGAAAUCGAUUUAGCCACAGAGCUAGUUGAUUCAAAUUUCCCUGGUCUGCUUAAAGACAAUACAGAUAUACAGUUUAAGCUAGACUGUCUUAAGCUGGUGAACAUGGUGGGUCACGACAGUGAAGAACAGUUUAUUAAACUUGCUAAACAUAUGAAAUCAACUUACACUUCGGAGCAAAAUCAAAGAAUUCUAGACGAUCUUCUGGGGUUGCUUGCAUACGAUGACCCGACUGCCACUGUGCUGUACAAAUCAUUUGUGAACUUUGAACGGGCUAGAGUAGUGCACAAGCUUUGCAUGUUGAUAAAUCUGAAAAGUGGCAUUUCAGCAUUAUCCAAUUUUGAGCAGCUUAUUCACGCCGCAGACUCCAUGGUUGUCGAGAGCAAUGAUCCUAACACGGCACUGAUAGACGUUGUGAAUGAUUUUGUUCAAAUAUGA
Ogataea angusta is the source of this 1695-nucleotide messenger RNA. RefSeq lists its product as uncharacterized. Gene Ontology annotation, molecular function: protein binding. The transcript has a single exon. The record is from RefSeq and is a predicted model, not a curated record. Gene Ontology annotation, cellular component: cytoplasm. Gene Ontology annotation, biological process: cell surface receptor signaling pathway; cytoskeleton organization. Lineage: Eukaryota; Fungi; Ascomycota; Pichiomycetes; Pichiales; Pichiaceae. The coding region runs from base 1 to 1695 and encodes 564 amino acids.